GGGACAAUUAACGGGAGCUCACCCCCUCAUGCAGUGCUUGGUCUUGAACCUGGCCUAUCAGCUUUCCAACUGACAAGCUCAGCGUCUUUAACUACUGAGCCACGGGACCCUCCCUGACACUAUAUUACUCUUUCCCAAACCACAUUAGAUAAACUAUGGAUAUUAAAACAAAAUUCAAAAUAGCGUGGCAAGGAAGGGUGCCAACCUGGAAAUAAAAAAGAUUUCCUAACAGUGAGGAUUAUUAAGCAGUGUAACAGCUUCUCUCCUGGAAUUGUGGGUGCUCCGUUGCUAGGAGAUAUAUAGGAAAAGAUUUGAUAUCAUUUGUCCAAGAUGAUAUGAAAACCCUGCCUUGGGCAGGGGAUUGAACUAGAAGAUCUCCAAGGUCCCACCCAACCCAGUAAUUCUAAGUUAGAUUCUUCAGACUAUUUUUUUAGAUUACAACACAAUACAGUCCAGUUCAGACAACUGAAAACAAACAGGGAAAAGAGAAAAUUUGAACAUUACGACAUUUUAAAUGAUUAUAUUUAUAGUCAUAAGUUGAAACAUACAAAGCAAAACAUAUCACAAAUUAAAAUAGCAAUAUGUAAAGAGCAUAAAAUAUAUAUAUAUAAAUCAGCUUAUGAAAAAUGAAUUAUCAAGAUUCUAGAUACUUUUCUCACAGCAAUAUGGGCUGCGAGAAAUAUGUCAACUAUUUUAGAACAAGGGACCUUCCCAAACAUUUCUGAAGCGUGAAUACAGUAGCUCUAAUGAUUAAUUAUUAAUCUAAUUAUUAAUUGUUCAUGAAAGAAUAUAUUAUGCAAAACGGAUGACGUGAGUGGCAAGCCAUGGUAGUUUGUGUAGUAAAUUCAAUUUUUAGGGCAACACAUCAGUUUAUCAGUUUUCUAAAUGUCGUCAGUUAAGUUGCUUUAUGUGCGUUGUUGUUGAAAUUAUGUCAGUAUCAUUAUGGCAAGCAAAAAGGGAAUAGAUUUCUAUGAUUAUUCAAUUCCUCAUAAUUUAAAAAAUAUUCUCAAUUAGACAUCACAUUAAAUGUUUUGGAAAUUCAUAUACUGCUUGGCUUUUCAUUUAUCUGAAUUAUUUAAGAACUCCAUACCCUGGACAAGAAACGGAAAGUAACACGGACAGUAUUUCAUAUUUAUCUCCUAUCUUUUAUGUAUCUUGUUGAUACUGAUGUUUUAUUAUUCCUCAUGUUGCUCAUAACUAGUUCAUAUGAUUUGAAGCGAAUUCAGUGCUCCCUGAAUAGCACCAUGGUACAUCUGGGAACAAUGGAUGAGAUCACAAAAGUUACAGAUAGUUACAUGUCUCAUUCCUGUCCAUACAAAUAAAAGUACUAAACAAAUUUAUGGGGUGACUUAAUAUAAUAUUUAAUUACAUUUUGUUAAUGACUGCAGGGGAUUAAUCUCUUAUAUUUGGGUUAGCUUUUCAUUUAUGUGGUCAGGAGUGUACUUACACUGCAUGUAACUGUGCAUGAAGACUAGAUAAUUCUUAAAAAUCUGUCGUGAAUACAGAAUGGAAGUCUGUUUGAAAUUCAGACACAAGAGGUGUCUGAAUUCCUAAGCACUUCAACCACACACGCUGAAUAAAGAAUAGAGGUCUGUUUCUCCAUUUUGAAAUGCGGUCAUAAGAGGUCGCUGUUUCCUAAGGAAAGCCUCUAAGUAACUGAAAAUGCAGAGCCCUCCCUUAAAGGGACAGACAUUCCUGCCGGCCAGAUCCACAAGGAAAAUAUCGAACAACAGAGAAAUCUCAACAAGCCAAGAUCCAACCUAUGAAAGCUUGCCAGUAUGGCUGGGCUACGUGGGCUCCGCUCCUGACCCCUUGAAGGCAAGGUAUUUAGAGAAAAAGAGAAGAGCUUGCGGGUGCUGUGCCUGUGUCUGCGAUGCUUACCUGGCCGACGGGGCUGCUGCAGCUGCUUCUGCUCCAGACCGCCUGGAAAAUGGGGAGCGGCCAGCUCCAUUAUUCUGUGCUGGAGGACUCCCAGCACGGCACCUUUGUGGGCCGCAUCGCCCAGGAUCUGGGGUUGGAGGUGAGCGAGCUGGUGCCUCGGAUGUUCCGGAUGCUGUCCAAAGGAGAGAAGGACUAUUUUGAGGUAAACCUGCAGAAUGGGAUCUUGUUUGUAAAUUCCCGGAUAGACAGGGAGGAGCUGUGUGCCAAGACUGCAGACUGUGUCCUUCAUCUGGAGGUGAUUGUGGAGAAACCUCUGAGGUUCUUCCAUGUGGAGGUGGAAAUCAAAGACAUGAAUGACAAUGCUCCCGUCUUCUCUGCCAGAGAAAAGAUCCUGAGCAUAUCAGAAUUCAUAACCUCUGGCACCCAGUUCCUAUUAGAAGGAGCAUCUGAUGCAGAUAUUGGUACUAAUGCUCUGUUAAUUUAUAAGCUCAGUCCAAACAACCAUUUUGCUCUUGAUUCAGGAAAUGAUGAAGAUGGGAGUAAAUCUGUAGUACUUGUGUUAAAAGUUCCACUUGACAGAGAGGAGAGCCCUGUGCAUCAUUUAGUACUGACAGCCACUGAUGGGGGUGAACCAAAACUCACAGGAACUGUUCAGCUGGUCAUCAAUGUGCUUGAUACUAAUGACAACCCCCCAUUUAUCAUGGGACAGCUGAUCUGCAGUUGCUAG
Crotalus tigris (Tiger rattlesnake) is the source of this 2608-nucleotide messenger RNA. Its product is annotated as protocadherin alpha-4-like. NCBI's taxonomy places the organism in Eukaryota, Metazoa, Chordata, Lepidosauria, Squamata, Viperidae. Gene Ontology annotation, cellular component: plasma membrane. Gene Ontology annotation, molecular function: calcium ion binding. The coding region runs from base 1874 to 2608 and encodes 244 amino acids. The record is from RefSeq and is a predicted model, not a curated record. The transcript has a single exon. Gene Ontology annotation, biological process: homophilic cell-cell adhesion.